AUGGCUGAGAAUAAUGAAACCCAUCAGAGGGACGCCAUCCAAGGUUCAGAACUCCCGAAAGAGAGAAAAAAGCUUAUUCUCAACGCCUUCGUCAUAAACUCACCCGGUCACUUGUCACCAGGCCUUUGGAAACACCCUCGUAAUAACUCAGCAGACUACACAAGCCUGAAGUAUUGGACCGAUUUGGCGCAGCUCCUCGACAAAGCCAACUUCCACGCGCUUUUCGUGGCAGACGUCUUGGGUGGCUACGAUGUCUACAAAGGCCCUGAAAAUGUCGGCCCUGCAGUUCCAUCUGCGGCUCAGUUCCCAAUAAACGAUCCGCUGUACUUAGUACCCGUCCUCGCAGCAGCGACCAAAAACCUCGUCUUCGGAAUCACAGCUAGCACCACUUACGAGCAGCCAUACCAAAUGGCACGUCGUUUCUCCACGGUCGAUCAUCUAUCAGGUGGCAGGGUCGCAUGGAACAUCGUGACUUCAUAUCUCGAGAGUGCUGCCCGUAAUCUUGGGCUUGAUACUCAGAUUGAGCAUGACGAGCGCUACCGCAUUGCAGACGAGUAUAUGGAUGUUGUAUAUAAGCUUUGGGAAGGAAGCUGGCGUGACGAUGCAGUAAAGAAAAAUAGGGAGACAGGCCAGUAUGCGGACCCAGACCUAGUACGUCAAAUACACCACAAAGGGAAAUAUUUCAACGUUCCAGGGCCGCAUCUGUGCGAACCGUCCCCACAACGCACUCCGUUUCUCUUCCAAGCCGGAACGUCCAAGGCUGGCAAAGCGUUUGGCGCGAAGCACGCAGAAGCCAUUUUUAUGAGCGCUCAGCUUCCGGAGCUUGUCCAGCCUGCCGUAAAGAUAAUCAGGGAGCAAGCGAAAGAGAACGGGCGCGAUCCUAGCAACAUCAAAAUAAUUGCGGGCAUAACCAUCAUCGUAGCAGAGACUGAUGAGGCAGCUAAAGCCAAGAGGGAGGAACUCUUGUCAUACGGUGACAGAGAGGGAGCUUUGGCUUUGUUCGGAGGCUGGACGGGUAUUGACCUUUCCACUUAUACGGAUGAUGAGGAUUUCCGUUUCGUGAAAGACUACUCCGUCCGAUCAGUUGUUGAUAGAUGGAGCUCAACGGUACCGGGAAGUGAUAAUCUGCCCUGGAACAAAUCCCGGAUCGCCGAGUACUUGAUCCUCGGAGGUACUGGCGCCAAGGCCAUAGGUAGUCCCAAGACAGUUGUCGAUGAGCUGGAAAGAUGGGUGGAUAUAGGGGGUAUUGAUGGGUUCAACUUUGCCAAUGUCACGAUCCCAGGUUCUUUUGAGGAUAUAAUCGACUUCGUACUUCCAGAACUUCAGCGGCGUGGUCUUUUUAGGACAGAGGUGGAGAAGGAAGGUGUCACGACGCUCCCUGCUGGCACCAAACCUCAAAAAACUCUCAAGAGUCACGCCACCAUUCGCAAACUUGAAGCAAUGGAUAGCGGCGAUGAGUCGAUAUUCGCCUUCCCCUUCCAAGACUUGGAUUACAUCCCAUACGGCUUCAGUAGCGAUACAGCGCCAUACAUAGAGACUCCCAUUGCCACGCUGCGUGCAGCUGCGACUCUCAUGUGCCUGGGUCUGAGUUCCGGCGGCGGAGUAGCGUUGGCACCUCAAAACACCGUACCCACAGUAGUAUGUGACUUGGGCUGUGGAGAUGGCGAGUUCCUGAUCAGCUUGCUCGAUCACAUCAACAAAACCUCAAAUUCUAUUGCUACAGGCGUAGGAAUUGACUACGAUACAGCGCUCAUCAAAAGUGCCGGCGUAGCAUCAGAAAUCAGAGGCGUCGAUUCUCAGUGGCUCGUCUACGAUUUCAACGACGACCAAGAUGAUCUCGUCAACCAACUCAUCAACAUUCACCGAGUCACUCACGUCUUCAUUGCCCUCGUACCAAAACAACUGGCGUUGCUUACUGUCCGCGGAAUCCUGACGCGGCUUUGCGAGAGCGGGGUUGUGGUUUGCUGCUACAAGUUCCACCCACUGUACCUCACGCCGGUGAAAAGAGACGUUUUGAUGGAUUUGGUGGUGUAUGACAGGACGAGUUGUGGAGAGGUCAUUACGGUCAAAGUGUCAUCUGUUGGAGCGAAAGCAAAGUAA
Lachnellula hyalina is the source of this 2100-nucleotide messenger RNA. Its product is annotated as Dimethyl-sulfide monooxygenase. The transcript is spliced from 6 exons. The record is from RefSeq and is a predicted model, not a curated record. NCBI's taxonomy places the organism in Eukaryota, Fungi, Ascomycota, Leotiomycetes, Helotiales, Lachnaceae. The coding region runs from base 1 to 2100 and encodes 699 amino acids. Gene Ontology annotation, molecular function: oxidoreductase activity, acting on paired donors, with incorporation or reduction of molecular oxygen; monooxygenase activity.